UACCUUAUAAUAAAAAUGUAUGUAGCAGUAACUGGGACCAACAAGCCUGCAGCUUCAACUGGCCCAGAGAUCAACCAAGUCAAGGAUGCCUACAUCAUAGCUGUGGAAGAUGAGGCCAAAAAGAGGCUUGAAAAAAUCUCCUCCCGUCACCAAGUCGUCCCCGUGGAUAUGACAAAACUGUCACACGGCAGCAGUGCAAGCAGCAGUUCUUCCACCACUAGUACUACACGUGCAGAAAUUCUCGUGGACUGUCGUAAGUUAGCUGUAGAGAAUCCUGCAUAUGAACCGUCUUUGCUAUCUAGUUCAUCACACCAUCAAUUUGUUGGAAAUGGACAAGUAGAAAACACCACAGACAUGAAUGGGUUUGCAGAAUUGGACACGCCCCGAAAAGGGAAGAAAAAAGACAGUAAACGAAGCAGUAAAUCUAGUAAUAACAGUGGAACAGAUUCUCCAUUUAUAGAGACUAUCAGUGGCCACAAUGUUCUCAAGCGGCGAAGUCAAAAUUCCCUUAAUAGGUCACGUGAUGAUGUGCAAGAAUUUGAGGAUAGUAUGAGUGACGCUUACAUGCAAAGUUCGUUUGAGGUUGAGUUUGAUGACUCAGGUCCUCAUCGUGAAAUGGCAAUUGAUUGCCCGGAUGAUUUCCCUCCAGCUGUGAAGUCACCCCCUCGGUAUCCCCCUCCUCCUCACUCACAGUCGUCCUCAACACGUUCGCUCCCACGUGCCCCUCCCUCAACCCCUGCCAAGUCAUUAGAUCUUGCCAAUAACACAACCUCAACAGACAAUACGUUAGAGUUUGUGGCAAAUUCCGUCUCAAACGGCCAUCAGAAUUUAAGUGAAGACCAAGUGGAACGGAUACGUAAACACCAAGAAGAGCUACGCAAGCGCAGGGAUGAGGAAAUCAGGAGAGCGCAAGAGCAAGAGUUCCUCAGGACUUCACUCCGGCGUUCUAAGAAACUGCAAGCACUGGAGACCUCGAUGAAGCAGACUCCAGUUGUGGGAGUGGUCAACACGGCAUAUGAGGAGAAUGACGAUGAGGUGGAGGUGCUAGAUGACGGCUUCGGCAGUGCCCGGGGAUCAUCACAACGGGACAAAUACAUGAAGAAAAAUAUAGGAGUAGACGAUUUAUUUUCAACGCUGCAUCACAUACAGAGCCGACUUAAUGCUGCUGAGGAAAGAGAUGAACUCUCUUUUUUGAAAAACUUGUUUCACAGCAGUGAGUUUCAAAAUGCUGUACAUGUGCACAGUAAAAUUACAGACAUUUCUCGGCAAUCUCCACCCAACAAGCCAGAGUGUACAAAUGCUGUACAGAUUUCUAAUGAGGUGUUCCAGGCACUGCAGUACACAGAGUCUCCAUACUCGUCAGAUCUGAUGGACAUGCUCAGUCAGCCAGGACUGCGGAACCUUCUGCGAGCCCAUGAUAGUAUAGCAGAACAAACCUCCAAGCCAGCCGUCCACGAGAAUGUGGAUGACCUGCAGGACUAUCCAAUCACCUCUUAUGGAGAGGAUACAGUACGAAUUGUCUACCUGGAGAAGACCAGUGAGCCCUUGGGUGCUACUGUACGUAAUGACGGGGAGGCCAUCAUUAUUGGGCGGAUAGUCAAAGGAGGUACAGCGGAAAAGAGUGGCCUAUUACAUGAGGGAGAUGAAAUUCUAGAAGUAAAUGGAGCGGAAAUGAGAGGCAAAAAUAUCAAUGAUGUAUCUGACAUGCUGGCUGACAUGACAGGCACCAUCACUUUCAUGAUCAUUCCAUCUGCCAAUUUUGCCAAAACCUCCUCAAAUGGCCCAGUGAUGCAUGUGAAGGCCUUGUCUAACUACGAUCCUGAGGAUGACAUCCUGAUCCCCUGUCGGGAGCUCGGUAUCUCUUUCAUGAAGGGAGAUAUCCUCCAUGUGAUUAACCAGGAAGACCCCAACUGGUGGCAGGCAUACCGGGAAGGGGAGGAAGAGCACCAGUCUCUGGCUGGGCUUAUCCCGUCCCGUCACUUCAGACAGCAAGUUGAAGCCAAUAGGAAAAUUUUAGCUGGUGAAAACAAAGAAAAUCAAAAGACGGGACGGUCAUGUGCCUGUGGAAAGAAAGAUAAAAAGAAAAAGAAGAAGUCAUUGUAUAGGGAAACAGAUGAUACAGAGGAAGCCCUGACCUACGAGGAGGUUGUUCAGUACUACCCACAACCCAACAAGAAGCGCCCGAUUGUUCUGAUAGGUCCUCCAAAUGUAGGUCGCCAUGAACUUAGACAGAGACUCAUGGAGUCCGACUUGGACCGAUUUGCUGCUGCUGUCCCUCACACUAGCCGUCCACAGGAAGAGCAUGAAGUGGAUGGGAAGGAUUACCAUUUUGUACCUCGUGCCAUAUUUGAGGCAGACAUCAUUGGACGAAAGUUUAUAGAGCAAGGAGAGUUCCAGAAGUCAUUGUAUGGCACAACAUUUGGUGCAGUCAGACAGGUCAUCAACCAGGGCAGGAUUUGUAUCCUCAACCUUCAUGCUGAGACUUUGAGAGAGUUAUAUACAUCCGACCUGAAACCGUAUGUGAUUUUAGUGUAUCCACAAAACAUGGAGAAACUGAGACAAAUUCAACAACGACUGGGACAGACCAAAAUCACUGAUGAGGAUCUGAAGGAUACUGUUGAUCGAGCACGUGAGAUGGAAGACAAGUAUGGACACCUGGUCGACUUCAUCCUCGUCAACUCAGACAUGGACUUGGCAUAUGAGGAGCUCCUCAAAGAAAUAAAUCGGAUAGAGGUGGAGCCUCAGUGGGUACCCGCCCACUGGCUGACGAGUGACAGGUGACUUCUCUCCCUGAAGACAAGAUAGUGGUGUCACUUGAUGGUUAACACUGCCCAUUUAUAGAUGAACAACUCCAUCCAUACAUUGACAUUAUUUUCUGAAGGAUAAGGUACAGGAUGUAGGGGGGGCAGAAAGGCCCUGUAAUCCAUUGACAUGUGACCUUCCCCAGUUUGGUAAUGGAAGAGUCAAUGUCAAGGCUCCCUCUGUGAAUCAGUUAUUUGAUUGGCUCCUAAUAGUAUACCUCAAGAUAACAAUGAGGUACAGCAUAAUCAGCCCAUUAGGAGAACAGGGAUGUGUAUUUAGCUAGAUGUAUACCUAGUCCUAAGAGUGUAUGCCUUUCGUAGGAUUUUAGGACGGUUUUAUUGUGUACAGAAAGUGCUCUAGAGAGUGGAAUCAUGUAAUCUUCCAUAGUUUUAAUAUUUUUAAACUACCAGAUAGACUACGCACAUAACAUAAUUUGUAUAUGGAACUAAUGUUAUGAGGAUCAGCUUGCCAUUAAUAAUUGUGAAAUCAGAUCAAAAUAACAAGGUAAGAAAUUAACACUGCUAAACACUGGAUGUUGGGUGUACAUAUGCAUACCUACUAUGUACCCAGAUGGGUGGAUGACCAAGAUAUAGCUACCAGCUCUGCUAGAAAAAAAACUGUUUUAUAGGAAUUACAGUCCGUCUUUAUAUCUUUUAUCUAGUACAGAAACAAUAAACAUAACAUGGUAUUCAGGAUAGAUACUAUAUAGAUGUCUAGUAGAAUCACACAGAAAUAUGAUAUGUAUAAGGAUACAGUAUAAUAUUAAGUUUUUGCAGCAUAUUUACUUUUGCAGCUUUUGUCGUUGAAGUCGAACCACAAAACAUACGAGUAAUUUAAUUGACUCCACCGGUAUUUCAAAAGAGCAGAACUGUCCUUACUGCGACAGAAACUACCCAAAAAGGUUUGAUCAUAUUGUAUUACAGUACAAACUUAACAAUUGUAUUAAUGUAGGGAAGUGAAAUCACAGAGUUGGGUUAGCAUACAGGAAAUGUCAAAGGUUGGCUAGGAUACAAGAUAGGUCAAAGGUUGGCUAGGAUACAGGAUAGCUGAGAGGUUUGAUAGGAUACAGGAUAGAUCAGGUUUAAUAGGAUACAGGUUAGGUCAGAGGUUGACAAGGAUACAGAAUAGGUCAGAGGUUGACAAGGAUACAGGAAAUGUCAAAGGUUGACUAGGAUAUAUUAAAUGUAAAAGGUUGACUAGGAUACAGGAAAUGUCAAAGGUUGACUAGGAUACAGGAAACGUCAAAGGUUGACUAGGAUACAGGAAAUGUCAAAUGUUGACUAGGAUACAGCAAACAUCAAAGGUUGACUAGGAUACAGGAUAGGUCAAAGGUUGACUAGGAUACAGGAAAUGUCAAAGGUUGACUAGGAUACAGGAAAUGUCAAAUGUUGGCUAGGAUACAGCAAACAUCAAAGGUUGACUAGGAUACAGGAUAGGUCAAAGGUUGACUAGGAUACAGGAUAGGUCAGAGGUUGAAUAGUAUACAGGAUAGGUCAGGUUUAAUAGGAUACAGGAUAGGUCAGAGGUUUAAUAGGAUACAUGAUAGGUCAGGUUUAAUAGGAUACAGGUUAGGUCAGAGGUUGACAAGGAUACAGGAUAGGUCAGAGGUUGACAAGGAUACAGGAUAGGUCAGAGGUUGACACGGAUACAGGAUAGGUCAGAGGUUGACAUACAGGAUAGGUCAACAAGUAUACCGAUAGUUCAGAGGGGUCAAAGGUUGACAAAGAUACAUGAUAUGUCAGAGAUUGGCUGGGAUACAUUAUAGGUCAGAGAUUGGCUUGGAUACAUGAUAAUUGAGAGUUUGUUAGCAUAUUUUCAUUGUUGUAUGCAGAUUGUCAUAACUUUUCAUUUAUUUUACAUAUUUUAUGAAGUGUCUUCCGGUUGACUGUUUUUUUAAAGACAUAUUUUAUUCAUCGGUUGAAAAGUCCAGUCUAGUUCCUGUUCCUUAUUCGGCUGAUAUCAAGUGCCACAUGUACAUCUAAUCACUGUGUUAUACAUCAUCAUGUGUAUGCUGGGUAAAAGUUGACUGUGGAACAGGACCUGGACCACACAGUGACAUGUGUACAGUGUCUAGAUACACGUCCAUCUGUCUGGCUUGUUUUUCUUGAUAGAAUUGCAUUCCAUCCAUUCAAUAUAAAUUAUAUAUAUUCUUAUUGUUAAUAACAUUGUUAUCCGUCAAUUCUGAUAACAUUCACAUAUCAUCCAGACAUUUAUAUUUGCUGAACAGAGUGUUUCUGUCUCUGUUUACUUUUGAGUAGGAACUGCGUCCUUCUUGUAAAUUUCAAAAUUUCUUCCUUUAAUCAUGUGAUAUCUAUCGACGUCACUAUGACGUACCAGUGGUAUCAAGCAUCUCUAGUUAAUAAUGAUUUCUUGAAACUGCGGAAGUGCAAGUAUUUGUGUGUCUUGUAUCAGGGCAUUCUUUUUAUCCAUAGACUGUUUGAAGUUGUAAUAAUUACAAAGAAAUCAUAGAUUUAAAUGUUGUUCAAUUGUAUAGAUAAACCAAUGAAUCGAGAAAGACCUGAUUCCUGGUUGUAUAGAUGUACAUGCUCACUUUGUCUACAUAGGCCAGGUUUCCUGGACAUACAGCUGUACAUCAGAACCAUACCUGCUGUGGAAUGUUGAGAGCACUACACUGGGACGUCUAUAUACAAUGUAUUCUAAAGUAUAAAUCAACAGUUAACAAGUUUUAUAUAACAUUUCAGAAUGUUUUCAUUUCUGAACAUAACCUUUGUGUAGAUAUUUAUGUAUUGAAAAGUUUACGUACUUCAAAGGAAGGAAGCACACAAUUCUAUAUAAUGUUUUUAUACAUAGAGCAAGCAUGUUCAAGGUUCGUGUGUAGAAACUUCUAACGACAAGUAGCACAAGUUCUUUUUAGUGAACUUUUAUGGUUGUUUAAAUAUUAAUUCAAAUUGGUUGUUUAUAUAUGUAUCAACAUUAAACAAGGGACACAAGGACAGUUGUUUUCUAAGUCAAGGUCGACAUAAUAUUAUGUCGGUUCAUGUUUUAUACUGUUAUUGCGUCAUUUUCUAUUCCUCAUUAAUACAUUUAAAGGUUAGUUGUGAGAAUGAGUUUUUGCCCAAAUUAACUGAUAUAUUACGCCGUUUGUAUAGGAACUACUCACAUUAAUGCGUUUUGGUUGCAUUACUGUACAUGUACCAAAUAUAACCAUUAUAUAGAAACUUAAAACCUAUAAUACCUCUGUCAUUCUAACUGUUCAAUGUGGACAAUGAUUAAUUACAUCAUGGUUGUGAGAUAAUAAGUAUCAGUCAACAGACAUUGUGUCAUUUGAUCCAAGCAGACAACCAAAUUCUAUAACCAGAACCCUUCCUGGAUAGGUUUCUCAAAUCUCUUCAUACAAGUUCAGUUGAAACAUUUUCCCAUAUAGCAGACCAUUGCACCUGUACUGGUGGAAAACAGCGCUGUUGGUAACUUUAUUAAAGUCAAAGGAUUCUGUCAGAAUUUUAAAUUACAGAGAAAAAUAUCGAACUUUUUUCUUUGAGAAUAAAUUAGAUUUUUUAUUUUUUUAUGUUUUCUGUAAAACAAUUAGUAUGCAUGGUAAUAUAAAGGAAAGCAUGCAUGCUUUUUCUGAUUAAUGUAGGAAAGGAGGAGGUACAUGUUUUAAUCACGGUGCUAAAAUAUACAUUGAACAUGUCUACUUGCCUUUUAUGUGAAAUGAUUUAGAAUUUCUGUGUUGUAAUGUUGGGAUGUCGUCACAUAUCUGGUAGCCAUUCUUAAACAGGUAACAAGAUGAAAUCAUGUGUAUUAAUGUAAUGUAAACCAGCACAAUCAUGUAAAAUGUAGUUUAUAGUUAAGUUUGUACACAUUUACAAGGGAAGAGAUAAUGUUUUUUUAUGAUUAUGUCUCCAAAGAGAAACAAAUGUAAAACAGAAAAACAAAUGUAAAACAGAAAAACAAAUGUAAAACAGAAUUCUUACAAAUACAUGAUGAAAAUAAGUUAAAUUUCAAGUCACUCCAUCUGAGACUCAGUCUGGAAAUCUUGUACAAUUUGCCUUUUUUCAGUGUCAAUAUUAAAAUAGUUUGAAAAUGUAUUACUUCACUUUGGCUCAAAUAUAUUGAAUCGUUUUGUAUAAAACUUGUUUAGUAUGCUUAUUCUCACGAUUGAUCUGUGUGCUGUCCGUCUUGUUAACACUCUGCUUGUUAUAAUCACGUAUAGGUUGUUUAUAGUGCUGGCGUAUUACAUUUCAUGGAUUCAUCUUGUGUUAUCAAGCAUAUAAACAUUUCAUGACAACAAGAAAAUAGACUUUCCUGAUUUCUCCAUCACAUGUUUUAGAAUUUAUUGUUGUGUUAUCAUCAUGAAUUUUUCAAUUGAUGCGUAAGCUGGGCUCAAUUUUACAUAUAUAUAACAGACAUUAAAAUUUAAGGUUUAUUUUAAUUUCUUUGCUAUUAUAUAUAAUUAAUUUCAACUGUGAAAGAAAUACACAUCACUUCAAUAUCUUUCAAUCAAUAAAUACUGACUUUGAUUGACAUGCAAACAGAAAAUUACUAACAUUACUAAAUUUGAAAACAGUUUUAAUAUUUGCCUUUUUUUUAUUCAGAAAUAUAAUUACAUGAAGUAAGUUCAUUAAGCUGCAUUGUGUACAGCUGUACUUCGUUGACAGGUUUUAUUUGGAAAUUGAAGUACAGAGAUGCAGUUAAGUUCAAUAAUUAAAGAUGUAACAGAUUAUGUAAAUUGAGCUGAAGAGAAUGUUACCAGAGUUGAUAUUAUUGUCUGUACAGAUUUUUAUGUUAUUACGUAUGUGGAUAGAAUGUUUAAAGUGACAGAAGAUAGGUUAAUUGGAUGGCUUAGGAUGGCACUAGUGAACUCUAGGGCCAGGUUGUAGGUUUGUGUGCUAUACUGCACUGUUAGUGAAGACAGUUCCUCCAAGAUUAUAUUUUCUGCUGGUGACACCCAUACAUAUGAAAGAAUAAUUGUAUAGGUUUGAUUCUCAUUAUUUCCAUUUUAUCAAGUAUGAAAACAGCCCUUUAUACAUGUAAUGUUUUGUUUGUUUAAUAUUGCUUAUGUUUCCAAUCUCUAACAGAGGUGAGUGGUUAUUAGUAGGCCCAACCCUUUUUGUGUAAUGUAAACCUGGCUGUGCUUCGUAGCUUGUAGGUACAGUGGGCAACAUGGAACACGAUAAGGGAGGUGUUUGGAUGAUGCUUCAAAGUCCAGAUAACUUUGUCAGAACACUUGUAAAUCUGUCACAAGCGAACAAACUGUUGUCAAUGAUGAGGUAAAUGUAAUUGUGACAUGUUGACCUUAAAAGUAGUCAGGGAGAAGUUUGUUAUAUUUUGUGGAAAGUUUAUUGAACAAAACAGUGCAAUGAAUUUAUUUUUUGUCAAGUUACAAACAUAUAGAGAAGAUAGAAAAUGUGUAAACCACAGUUAUAAAUACAGUUAUUAUUUUGUAAAUAGGCUAUAUGAGUGUACAUAUUUGUUUUGUAAGAAAAUCCACACUAGUAAGUAAUCUUCUGAUAUACGGGACUGGUUUUCUAUAUUGUAGGUCAUGAUUGAUCACAUUGCAAAUACAAUAAAUACAAUUAUUUUCAUACACAUAACAUUGCUAUAUAUGAUGUAACUUAUUCAGACUGUACAGAUAUGUACCACAGAUAUUAAAGCUGUCAAGCAAGA
Mizuhopecten yessoensis (Yesso scallop) is the source of this 8430-nucleotide messenger RNA. RefSeq names its product MAGUK p55 subfamily member 5-like. Gene Ontology annotation, molecular function: protein binding. Bases 16 to 2781 code for a protein of 921 amino acids. Gene Ontology annotation, biological process: establishment or maintenance of epithelial cell apical/basal polarity; morphogenesis of an epithelial sheet; establishment or maintenance of polarity of embryonic epithelium. The transcript has 13 exons. Gene Ontology annotation, cellular component: adherens junction; plasma membrane. The record is from RefSeq and is a predicted model, not a curated record. NCBI's taxonomy places the organism in Eukaryota, Metazoa, Mollusca, Bivalvia, Pectinida, Pectinidae.